AGUAAAGAAACUGCUCAUGAAUGCUUCUUUGCGUUUAAUAUUAUUCAUGGCCAUCACCGACUGCGUCCACGCUGUAGCAAACCCUCAAGUGUUUAACUUUUUUAUAGCACUUCCAUAUACGAUCUACUUGACGUCACAGUGGGCGCCUGCUCAGCUGGACUUAGAUCCUUAUUAUGUGAUGAUCUCUACCACACCGUUUGUGGUACAACUUAAAGUCAACCUCACGCUGACUAUCGCGAUAGCGGUGGAAAGAAACCUUAUGAGUACCUUUUGGGGCAAGUGCAUCUCCUCCUUUGUCUACUCUCUUCAACAAUUCCCAUUCUGCCAUUUUAAAGGAAGACACAUUUGCACCUUGUCGCGCCUGUUAAAUAGAAAAAGAAGUUCUCAAAGCUCAUCCAAACUGAAUCUAUUCAGAAACAAUUUUCUGAUUCAGGCCUUAUUCACUCCAAUGCUUUAUUACAAGAUGUCUGCCGCCAAGUAUGCUGUGUGCUCAGUAUUGCUUGGAGUAAGCAUUGGCACUUGCGAUCUCAUCUUACUUUUUUUUCUCUCACCUGUUAGAAGAAAUCCUGGCUGCUCUGCAUUUGGCUGCUUCAUUAGCUAUGCUUUCCGCCGCUAUUGGGGAAUGAGCAACAUGGUAAUAAAAAGGACAUCAUUUUCAAUCAGAAGAGAAGAUACUUUAGACUUAGAUCAUGAGUUUCAUGGUAAUUUUCUUGACUUUGACGAUUAUUGUGAAACUGCGUUUUAUCAAAAAACAGCCGCAAUCAAGAAUGUUUUUGAACAAGAAAAUCAGCAGAUUCAAACAGGUAAGACAAAACAAUCCCUUUUUUAUACGAACUUCGUACCAUUCAUUAGGGAAAUCAUCCUGGGCGUCUCUUUAUUCUUUGUCACAAUACCAAGUGCAAUUGUUGGCCUUGUUGAUAUGUUCGACAUCCCAAUAUUCCAAAUUGUCGGGCCUUUCUACAUAAUUGGGCGUUUAUGUGCAGGUUCUAGCAACAGCAUAGCAUAUCUCCUGCUAAACCGCGAAAUGCGAGAACUGGUCAAGAACUUGAGACGCGACGGUUCCUUCAAAAGGACGGCAACAGCCAUGUCAACAUCAAAAAAUCAUUCAAAUAGUUGAUC
Strongylus vulgaris is the source of this 1119-nucleotide messenger RNA. NCBI's taxonomy places the organism in Eukaryota, Metazoa, Nematoda, Chromadorea, Rhabditida, Strongylidae. The record is from the annotation of a GenBank genome assembly.